Messenger RNA from Astyanax mexicanus (Mexican tetra), 1995 nucleotides. RefSeq names its product CTD (carboxy-terminal domain, RNA polymerase II, polypeptide A) small phosphatase like 3 (gene ctdspl3). The transcript is spliced from 11 exons. The record is from RefSeq and is a predicted model, not a curated record. Gene Ontology annotation, molecular function: phosphoprotein phosphatase activity. Bases 170 to 1267 code for a protein of 365 amino acids. NCBI's taxonomy places the organism in Eukaryota, Metazoa, Chordata, Actinopteri, Characiformes, Acestrorhamphidae.
UUAAAUAAUAAAAAGAGAGCGAGUAGUGAGCGAGUUAGCCAGCGUUACAGUCAAAAAUAACAUUAACAGAGCGAGUCUGGGAUCAGAAAUUGAUUCAGGAACGGCGCUAAACCUUCAGUACAGAUGUCUAUUCAUUAGUUAACAACGCGGUUAAAUAAACAACGCGAAGAUGAAACUAAGGUCGCGGAUUAUUUCUCUGGACAGCCCGUCGAAUCAACCGAGGACUCCGUGUCGCCGCCGGGCGGAUUUGAAUCGAGUUCCGCGGAUCGAGCAAAGCCGCCCUGAGGAGGUGCAUGAGGUUUUACAGGACUGCUCAAACUUGUAUUGCGAUGCUGUCCCAACUGCAGCAAAGCGUCCACGCUUAAAACGCGGGAGGCCAAGGGCUAUACCUGUUGAGUGUAAAGAGUCUGAUUUCAAGACACCAGUCCGCCAUCGCAGAGAGAGACAUCCCGCAUCCGUCAAUCGUGCAGCACGCAGUCUCUACUCUCCCAUAGUGCGUUUCCUCACUCCCACCAAAGACCAUGAAAGGUCCAGCGGUCGCUCUGUGUUCAGCCCUGAACAGUGUGUGUUUGGCUACAGCUCCACUGGCCCUCUCUCUGAAGAUGAGGAAAAUGAUGAAGUGUUUAGCCCAUUUACAUUCAUCAAAAACAUUCCAAAUCAGUCUCAGCAGUCUAGGUCAGUCUCUGCUCUCCGUGACAUACCACCAAAGACAAGGAGCACACCUGCAGCCACUAUGGUUCUUGACUUGGAUGAAACACUAGUGUUCAGCUCACUCAAUAUGAUUGAGGAUGCUGAGCACACAUUUAACACGUGCUUCCAAGACCAAGAGUACAAGGUGUAUGUGGUUCUCAGACCAUAUGUGACAGAGUUUCUACAAGCAAUGGCAAAGCACUUUGAGAUGUUUAUUUACACCUCUGCUAAAAGGGAAUAUGCAGAAAUGAUUGUGGACAUAUUGGACCCAAAGAAAAAACUGUUCAGGCACCGUUUGUAUCAGGAUGACUGUGCAUGUGUCCUUGGACACUAUAUUAAGGACCUAGGAGUGCUGGAAAGAGAUCUUUCAAAAACUGUUAUUCUGGACAACGCGCCUCACACGUUCCCAUACCAUCUGAUGAACAUGAUUCCCAUAAAAAGCUGGAGUGGAGACAAGGAUGACAAGGAGCUCCACAGACUCAUCCCUUACCUGGAGAAACUAGUCCAAGCAGACGACUUCCGGGCUGUUUUGAAGAGAAGGACGGAUCAUUUUCAUCGACUGCUAACUGAGGAUUAAAGCCCUUUUUGUGUGUUCUCUUUUGUUGUUGUUUUAUUUUCUUUUUCCUGUAAACAAUAGUGCCGUCCUUUUGAUAGAUGUACAUAAUAUUGUCAUCUUUUUUUAAUGGAUGUACCCAUUUUAAUUAAUUCCUCAGUUUUGCCAGAAGACUGAAGUGUUUAGAUUUUUUUAAACUAUAAUUUUAACUGUACAUGCUAAAGGGGGAAUUAUGUUGACUUUCAUUUUAAACGUUAACUCAAUGUCAUUAUUUGAAACCUCAGCAGUUAGCUACUGGUAGCUGUUAAAAUCACAGGACACUAAUGGUGCAUCCUUGAUAAAUGAAGCCACAACAGGUCUGUUUGAUUUUUGCAGCUUUUAAGGUAUAUUAAACAUUCAAUACAAUUUUAUUUUUCUGUUUUCCAAUAGUGGACUGCAAUAGCCAAAUUUGAAGGCUGAAGAUAUAUUUUUUCAAGACGAAAAGAACUUUUAGAAUUCUAGAGAAAAAAAUAAUUGUUAAUUAUCCGUGUUACCUUGAACGAACCUUAUUUAGGUUGUAUGCUUUAAUUGAACACAUUAGGUGCAAUUUAUUUUAAAAUCCUUACUUACUGUCUCACGUUGCUGUCUAUUUAUUACCCUCGCUGCUUUUACAUGACACUUUAAAUAUGUACAUUAUGUUCAGAUACUUACCUUUUGAAAUGCCUUCCUCAAAUUUGCCACUCAAAUUUUACAGUGAAAAUAAAAUAUUUUUU